Porites evermanni is the source of this 318-nucleotide messenger RNA. The record is from the annotation of a GenBank genome assembly. NCBI's taxonomy places the organism in Eukaryota, Metazoa, Cnidaria, Anthozoa, Scleractinia, Poritidae.
AUGGUCUCAGCCAAGCUACAAAAAUUACAAAAUCGCGCUGCAAGAGUAAUUAUCAAAUCUAGGUAUGAUGCAAGUGCGGGUCCUCUUUUGGACAUGCUUGGGUGGGAUAGGGUUUCGAUUAGCCGAACAAAACAAAAGGCAGUUGUCAUGUUCAAAACACUGAACAAUCAAAUGCCCCCCUACAUGCAAGAUAUGUUCUCUGAUCGUGACUUUUAUUACAAUAUCCGGCGCUCUGAGAACAUCUUGCAUGUACCCAAACUAAGGACUGACUCUCUAAAGCGAAGUCUUGGGUAUUCGGGAGCUGUCCUUUGGAAUUGA